AUGGCACCCUUGCAUCAAAGACCCAUGCAGCAUAUUGACCGCUACGAGCUCUACACCAGUCUCGAGGCGCGGAUACAAUAUCUCCACUCAUUUCUCGACUUUAGCUCUCGCGACAUGGAGGCCCUGACGACGGGGGCCAAAUACAUCAAGGCGCUGAUCCCCGCCGUGGUCAACAUUGUCUACAAGAAGCUGCUCCAAUACGACAUUACCGCACGGGCGUUUGAAACCAGAUCGACGUCGUACCAAGGGUCCGUCGACACGGACCUGAACGAAAACUCGCCGCAGAUCCUGCACCGCAAAAUGUUCCUGCGCGGCUACCUGACCAAGCUGUGCAGCGACCCGUCCAAGAUGGAGUUUUGGGAGUACCUGGACAAGGUGGGCAUGAUGCACGUGGGCCAGGGGCGCGCCCACGCGCUGCACGUCGAGUACGUGCACAUUGGCGUGACGCUGUCGUUUGUGCAGGACAUUCUGACCGAGGCGGUCCUGUCGCACCCACGGCUCCACAUGGAGCGCAAGAUUGCCCUUGUCAAGGCGCUGUGCAAGGUGAUUUGGAUCCAGAACGACCUGUUUGCCAAAUGGUAUGUCCGCGACGGCGACGAGUUUGCCCAGGAGCGCCUAGUGCCCGAGGUGGAGCCUGAAGGCUAUCUGCAUGGCAAGCACGUCUUACGUGAGGGCAGCGAGAGCGGGUGUGAGAUUGAAGACGCGGCCAUGGCGGCGGGAACGUGCCCAUUUAAGAAUCUGGCAAGCAGGCCGAGUGGAGAGCUGCCACACGGCCUAACGAGCUUGAGUCUGGGGAAGGACGCUCGACACGGGGAAAUCGUAAUAGACGCCGCAGACGCGCCGACAAGGCCUGCGCCUGCGCCUGCAUCGGCUGGGCCUGCAUCGCCUGCGUCGCCGGGCAUGAGGGCGUUUGAGCAGGGCGCCAUGCCGCGGGCGGUAGGGAGCAGUGCGUGA
This is a messenger RNA of Exserohilum turcica Et28A, 954 nucleotides long. RefSeq lists its product as uncharacterized. Bases 1 to 954 code for a protein of 317 amino acids. Lineage: Eukaryota; Fungi; Ascomycota; Dothideomycetes; Pleosporales; Pleosporaceae. The record is from RefSeq and is a predicted model, not a curated record. The transcript is spliced from 2 exons. Gene Ontology annotation, molecular function: heme binding; oxygen binding.